CUAAACUAUUGCAAGGUUAUCUAUAUGGUUCCUGAAAGGACGGAAGCAGAACAAUUCUGAAUUUUCCGAAUGUUGUCCAGCAAUUGUAGUUUAAAAAUGGUAAAGGAUGACGGCGUGGAGGAUGGGAUUCACGAAUUCAAUCACAUACAAGAACAUUCUGAUUUACGAGGAGAUGAGAAAAACAUCGCCAUUCUUUUAUUUCUGUACCUGUUACAAGGUAUACCAUUAGGUUUAUGCGGUUCUAUUCCAAUGUUACUGCAGAAUAGAAAUGUUUCGUAUCGUCAACAGGCUGAAUUUAGUAUUGUUCAUUGGCCUUUCUCGUUGAAACUUUUUUGGGCACCGAUAGUAGACUCUGUGUUUUCCCAAAGAUUUGGAAGACGGAAAACAUGGUUAAUUCCUACUCAAUAUUUAAUGGGUUUCUUCAUGCUCCUUUUAUCCAGUCACAUAGAUCGUUGGUUAGGCGAUGAAAGUAAACAGCCCAACAUAGAAAUGUUAACUAUAUUAUUUUUUUCUUUAAACGUUCUUGCUGCAACUCAAGAUAUUGUAGUAGAUGGUUGGGCACUCACGAUGUUAAAAAGGUGUAAUGUGGGUUAUGCAUCAACUUGUAAUAGCGUAGGACAAAGUGCUGGUUAUUUUAUUGGCUAUGUUCUUUUUAUGGCAUUAGAAUCUCCUGAAUUUUGCAACAGUUAUUUAAGAAGCACUCCUUCCAGUGAGGGCAUAUUAACUUUACCUGAAUUUCUUUACUUUUGGGGUUGGGUAUUUAUAAUAACAACCACUUUGGUGUCCUUAUUCAAACAUGAGGAUUCAAAAAAAACACAUAAAGGUGAAGAAUUAAAUACAGACGUCAAACACGCGUACAAAUUACUUUGGAACAUUGUCAAGUUACCAUCUAUAAAAACGAUUAUUCUAUUCCAGUUAACUGCUAAGAUAGGAUUUUCUGCUUGUGACGCAGUAACUGGUUUGAAACUAGUAGAAGCUGGUAUACCGAAAGAAAAGUUUGCUCUUAUGGCUGUGCCUAUGAUACCAAUACAGAUUUUAUUACCAUUAGUAAUCUCAAAGUACACAGUUGGUCCAAAACCUAUGGAUGUGUACGUGGCAGCAAUGCCCUAUAGAUUAGCUUAUGGACUGGUAGCAGCAUUUUUGGUUUGGGUGACACCAUAUGUAAUGAUGAAUGGACAAAUUCCAGCCUACUACUUUGUAGUUUUAAUAGCUUUAUAUUUGUUACAUCAGGUUUUUACAAACAGCAUGUUUGUGGCGUCAAUGGCGUUCUUCGCAAAAAUUAGCGAUCCCGCUGUCGGUGGUACUUACAUGACAUUGCUGAACACCUUAUAUAAUCUCGGUGGUAACUGGCCAGCAACGGCAGCUCUUUGGUUCGUCGAUCCAUUGACGUAUCGACAAUGCAGCACCGAUCUCUCGAACGACUGUAGCACAAUUUCAAAAAAAGAGCUCUGCGCGAGCACGCACAAUGGCGUUUGUAAUAUGCAGCUUGACGGGUAUUACAUAGAGAGUAUUUUAUGCUUAAUCAUAGGGUUGGCUUGGCUCAGGUGGGGUCAACGAAAAAUCGAGAUCUUACAAGCAAGGCCAAUGUCUGCUUGGAAAGUAAUCCUUUCGAAGCAAAAUAGAUAACAUUAUUGAAUCAAUGUUACAACUUGUUGACACGGUAUCUGUAAAUACUGUACUGUUCGUGUGCCGGCUGUGUGUCCAAGUGUUCCAAUCUUUUUUAAAUUGAACAUUCAUUUUUUCAACGAAUAACAUUCGAAUACAUGAAAAAUAUUAGUUACAGCGAUGUAAUAUUUGAUGAAUAUUCGAUGCCCAAUUUGUUACGAAGGUUUACGCGAGAUUCUUUUAUAUUUGGCACAAUACUACUGUUGAGCAAGUACUGCGUACAUUUUAAAAUUAUCGGGAGUACAGCGCGUUUAAAAACGUCAUAUCGUUUGGAUCGCGGCACGAUUCCAUCUUUUGUAUGUAUAUAUUGUAUCGAUAUGUUACGCAUAAUAAAAGCUAGGCGAUUUUUUUAUGCGAACUACGAGCGUUAUUCUUCCAUGCCGGGUUGCUAAAAGAAAAAUAGACUCAGACACGAUGAUACGAAGUAUUAAGAGAGCUAGUAAUUUUGGGUCUGAACCCCAUGACGAUGAAACGGCGAAGGUUUAGAUAACAAACUCGUGAUCUUCCAGCGUAGCUAGAAAAAUAAGAUGAAUUCCAUUUUUAAGGACUGAGAAGACAGUAUAACGCGGGGUUCGCUACUUACGGACUACUUCGCACCAUAUGAAGUAGUGGGAGAAGUAACGAGUGUUUCUAUCGUCUUCUUCCACCACUACGCACGGUACGAGGUAGCGAAGGCCCCGACGUCAUGUUGCUUUCCCCCUCUUCUCAAAAAUAAGAUUAACUUAUUUUUCUGGUUAAGCUGGUCCAGUCAGUGAUGGGGACACUUACCUUAUAUCAAACGUCGAAACUCGGAGGAACACUCAUUGUUAUCCUUCCAUGAAGGUUAGUGAAAUUUUUGUUACGAUGUAAUAUAUGUAAUAUAUCGCACUGGUUUAUAUUUAACGAUACUUACUAUUGGUCUUGGUUGGUUAAAACAUUACAUUUGCGAUUGUUUGCAGUACUUGUAAGUCUGUAUGUAUAAGUACAUGAUGUUAAUAAAAGUUU
Colletes gigas is the source of this 2649-nucleotide messenger RNA. Its product is annotated as acetyl-coenzyme A transporter 1. Gene Ontology annotation, cellular component: membrane. Lineage: Eukaryota; Metazoa; Arthropoda; Insecta; Hymenoptera; Colletidae. The record is from RefSeq and is a predicted model, not a curated record. Gene Ontology annotation, molecular function: acetyl-CoA transmembrane transporter activity. The transcript is spliced from 9 exons. The coding region runs from base 70 to 1626 and encodes 518 amino acids.